CCGGGUUUCUUGAGCGUCACUACACGGCCGUUGGUGAUGACGAUGUAAAGAUAGACUAUGACAUCAUUUUUAAUGACACAACGCACAAGCAGCGCACCUUGGCGGACCAUAGCAUCUGCGGUAUGAUGGACAACCUGCACGACUACAGCACGGGUUUUCUGGCGCAGAAGAAUUUCCACGCAGGCGUAUGCUACAUCGGAAGACUUAACGCCAUCGUGGAUAGCACUUACGAGAAUGCGCGCGCAGACGUCGCCGCUAUGACGGAGGGUAUGACCGCCCCCAUGCCAGAAUACAUCGACAUGGGGUACGACAGCCGUCCUAUCGGACCUCUAGUACUUAAGGAUGUCGCCGGUGAUGACGUUGCUGAGUUCUGUAAGGACAUGCCCAGCUACUGGCUCUUCCCUUUACCCGAGGACCAACGACCAGAAGCGAUUGGAGUUCGAACCAAGAGAGAAGUCAAUUGUAAUGUGGCGAAUUCGUGCAACCGUCACGGGAGAAAAGCAGCCGCUCCCGUGUACUCUAAUGGGACACGCUCGGGGAGGAAUGCAAGGACACAGGAACUCGAACUCAGCCAGUACCCAACUGGGUUUCUGGCGCAGAAGAAUCGCUUCGCGGACAUAUGCUACAUCAAAAGACUCGACCCGAUCUUGGAUAGCACGUACGAGAAUGCGCGCGCAGACGUCGCCGCUAUGACGGAGGGUAUGACCGCCCCCAUGCCAGAAUACAUCGACAUGGGGUACGACAGCCGUCCUAUCGGACCUCUAGUACUUAAGGAUGUCGCCGGUGAUGACAUUGCUGAGUUCUGUAAGGACAUGCCCAGCUACUGGCUCUUCCCUGUACCCGAGGACCAACGACCAGAAGCGACGGGCGUUAGAACCAAGAGAAAUCCGAAGGACGUAACCAUCAAUUGUAAUAAGGCGAAUGCAUGCAACCGGCACGGAUCAAGGGCUUACUUUGGCUUUUACUAAUGAGGGCAGGCUCAAGGUCAUGGAAACUCCAACUCAAGGCCAUGACCCCGACGUCACAUGUCAUCUAACGGACAUUGUUAACUGUCGCCGCCAUGUUGAUUUAAUGUUUCACGUGCUCAGGCGAUCACGUGAUAGAGUGAGACCGAAUUUCUAAUUCUGGUUCGUGAUCGAAUCGUAGUAGAUUAGCAUAUAGUUGCGAAUGACGUCACUCACGGAUUACCGUGACGUCAGCUAAUCAGCGUUGCACGCAUUGAUAUUUGAUUGCGCCACUAAUUGCUGUUUAUUAUUGCGUCACAGCAUAAUUAACGUGAAUACGGGAUGGUGCCUGGUUUAACACUGGAAUGCUGUUGUUAGAAGGAUGCUAUGAU
Molecule: messenger RNA, 1336 nt
Organism: Priapulus caudatus
Lineage: Eukaryota; Metazoa; Priapulida; Priapulimorpha; Priapulimorphida; Priapulidae
Exons: 9
Coding region: 123-968 (281 amino acids)
Source: RefSeq, a predicted model, not a curated record